This is a messenger RNA of Hibiscus syriacus, 618 nucleotides long. RefSeq lists its product as uncharacterized. The record is from RefSeq and is a predicted model, not a curated record. Lineage: Eukaryota; Viridiplantae; Streptophyta; Magnoliopsida; Malvales; Malvaceae. The transcript has 4 exons. Bases 25 to 399 code for a protein of 124 amino acids.
AAUUGUGUAAAACACAAUUUUCUUAUGCAGGAAAUCAAGAAAUUAAGAUAUGAGUUGUGUCCGCGUGUGAUGAAAGAAAGAAAAUUUUGGAGGAUAUAUUUCAUACUUGUUAGUACUCAUGUCUGCCUUUAUGAGAAGCAGUACAUGGAGGAAGUUAAACAGAGAGCAAAGCAGGAAGGAGCAAACGAGGACGAACCCAAGCAAACGCCCGGGGUUAAAACAGAGCCAUCGGAAUCUAGUCUGAAAAGUAAAACUUCGAGUGCAUCUACCGAGCAAGAUUUGGAUACGUUUUUGUUGGGAGAUUUCGAAGAAAGUGAUGGUGGCGGAGGAGAUGAUGGUGAUGAUGGGAGCUUUGGUGAUGAUUUUGACAAGAUCGGAAAUUCGGAUGUUGAAGAAUAGAAGAAUGCAGAAGGAACAAAAUCUUAGCUGCUACGUCGAGAAGAAGACUGUCGAGGGGGUAGCACGAGCAGCCGGUGGUUCCCGGAGCAUGAUCCGGCGGUUGGGAGUUCAGUAACUAUGGUGUAUGUUUACUUUAUACAAGAUAUAUGAUUACUGUUUGUAAAUAUAUUUGGCAUUAUAUACAAAAAGCUGCCUUUGUAUAAAGAAUCUCAUUCUAUU